This is a messenger RNA of Diachasmimorpha longicaudata, 3635 nucleotides long. RefSeq names its product Src oncogene at 42A (gene Src42A). Gene Ontology annotation, biological process: innate immune response; protein phosphorylation; cell differentiation. Gene Ontology annotation, molecular function: signaling receptor binding; non-membrane spanning protein tyrosine kinase activity; ATP binding. Gene Ontology annotation, cellular component: extrinsic component of cytoplasmic side of plasma membrane. Bases 142 to 1704 code for a protein of 520 amino acids. The record is from RefSeq and is a predicted model, not a curated record. The transcript is spliced from 7 exons. Lineage: Eukaryota; Metazoa; Arthropoda; Insecta; Hymenoptera; Braconidae.
CUAAAACGUAAUCAGUCAGUGGAUGGACGUCCGCGAGGCUAUACACAACUCUCAUCAGCCCUCCGUAGUAUAGAGUAAAAAUAAAAAUCCUAUUACCGUAUAACCAGCAACUUCUCAACAGUAUCCGAAUGUGCAACAAUAAUGAACGCAAAAUUCUUGAAGCCCAAGACAAUUCGUAAUUUCUUCAUACGUCUGCUGAGAAGCAAUCCGACAGAUCCCGAAACAGAGAAACCUGAUAGAAUUGGUAAUCCAAGUAUUGAAGCUGUUGCUUCACAAGUAAGCCCAGUACCAACACCACCGCCUGAUCCUAUCAGGCCUGUGCCACAGAUACCAGAUGCUGAUGUACCUACGGCCAAAGUAUUCAUAGCACUAUACGACUAUGACGCGAGAACAGAUGAGGAUUUGAGUUUUCGUAAGGGUGAGCAUCUGGAGAUACUCAAUGACACACAAGGGGAUUGGUGGUUGGCCAAGAGCAAGAGAACGAGACAGGAGGGAUAUAUUCCUAGCAAUUAUGUGGCCAAGUUGAAGUCAAUCGAGGCUGAGCCAUGGUACUUCAGAAAAAUCAAGCGCAUUGAGGCUGAGAAGAAACUGUUGCUGCCUGAAAAUGAUCACGGAGCUUUCUUGAUUCGUGACUCAGAGAGCAGACACAAUGAUUAUUCGCUUUCCGUUCGCGAUGGUGACACGGUUAAACAUUAUCGUAUUCGUCAAUUGGAUGAGGGUGGAUUUUUCAUCGCAAGAAGGACAACAUUCAGAAAUCUCCAGGAUCUCGUUGAGCACUACAGUAAAGAUGCCGACGGCUUAUGCGUCAAUCUCUGCAAGCCUUGUGUACAGGUGGAGAAACCCGUGACGGAGGGUCUCAGUCAUAGAACGCGAGAUCAAUGGGAGAUUGACAGAUCAUCGUUGAAAUUUGUGAGAAAACUUGGACAGGGACAAUUUGGUGAGGUCUGGGAGGGCCUGUGGAAUAACACAACGCCAGUUGCCAUUAAAACACUCAAACCUGGUACAAUGGAUCCUAAAGAUUUCCUUGCUGAGGCACAAAUCAUGAAGAAAUUACGGCACACCAAACUCAUUCAACUGUACGCUGUUUGUACAAUGGAAGAACCCAUCUACAUUAUCACCGAGUUGAUGAGGAAUGGCAGCCUGCUGGAAUUCCUUCAAGGAAAAGGCCGAGGUCUGAAGCUUCAACAAUUGAUCGACAUGUCCGCUCAAAUAGCAUCAGGAAUGGCAUACCUAGAAUCGCAAAAUUACAUUCAUCGGGACUUGGCGGCUCGUAAUGUUCUGGUUGCUGAUGGUAAUGUCGUUAAAAUAGCUGAUUUCGGUCUUGCUAGAUUGAUCAAAGAGGACGAGUAUGAAGCUAGAAUUGGUGCUCGAUUCCCCAUUAAAUGGACAGCCCCAGAAGCAGCGAACUACAGCAAAUUCAGUAUUAAAUCAGACGUAUGGUCUUUCGGUAUUUUAUUGACUGAACUUGUCACCUAUGGACGAAUUCCUUAUCCUGGCAUGACAAAUGCUGAAGUAUUGCAUCAAGUGGAGCACGGCUACAGAAUGCCGUGUCCACCAGGUUGUCCAACGGCUCUCUAUGACAUAAUGCUCGAGUGUUGGAACAAGGAUCCAAUGAAGAGGCCGACAUUCGAGACCCUCCAAUGGAAGCUCGAGGAUUUCUUUACAAUGGAGAGCUCUGAAUACAAAGAAGCAUCCGCGUACUGAGUGUUAUUCAUCAAUUCGAAAGCAUCAUAUUGAAAUGCCAUUUUUUUUUCUCCAGAACAAAAGCAUUUUAAAAUAUAAAACAACAACGUAGGAGAGAAAAAAAUUGAUAACUAAUCGUUGAAAUAGUGUCGUUUAUUUUUCUAACGUCGUCUUUGUUCAUUUUAUUGGUUUUAAAAUCAUUCUGGCUGCCAUAGGUUUGAAGUGAAAAUGAUACUAUUAUUAUUUGUAUUUGAAAGAAUCACUUGCACUUGGAUGGUAUCGUCAGAAAUGGAAAUUUAACAUUGAAAAACCAGUGUACAUGAGUUUUAUAUUUAAACUUGAAAAGAUAGCGAAACGCCUCUUGAAACCGGUCUACAUGAGAUCAACGCGGAUGUAUAUGCACCCGGGCCGGAUGCACUUCAACCAUUGGUGAUUGCUCGGAAUUUUAAUGGUGAUAUCAUCGCUUCCAAGUAUGAAAUAUCGUAAUGUAAAUCCAAAACUUCAAACUGCACUGUUUAAGAAUUAAUUUUCGUUGUUUAAUCUACAAACUAAUGUGAGAAUUUCCAAAGUUCAUAAAAGUCGUUUCAUUCAACCAUUUAUGUAAAUGUAAUCUCCUUAUGUUCGAUAUAAUUUUUAACCGGUCCGUCCAAAUGGCAAGACACGGCGACGGUCAAUAGCAGAAAAAUAGAAUAACUCUUGCCUCAGUUUUCAUUUCAAUUUCAUUUUUCAUGUGCUUACAAUCAUUUCAUCAGAGAGAUUUGAUAUAAAAUGAUGAAUAUUGUAAUAUUUUAAGUGUUCACGGAAAAAUAAAAAUGAGAUAUUCACUGGUGAAUAGAAAAUAAGAUAUCACAGGUAGAGAAUCUACGAUACCUUAAACCAAUUCAUCAAUUUCGAAAUGUGAAGGCUUUCCUUCAAUUCCAGACAAGUUCUAUAUUAUUGCCUUUUUUUCUCCUUGGAGUCUAUGGUGCCCGUGUUUAUGUACAGUCAUGAUUUUUCAGCAAGACAUGAAGGAAGAGGAGAAAGAAAAUGAAAAAAAAAUGAAAAGAGCCCGGAGCAAUAGCAUCUUAAUAGAAACGACAAUUUCAAGCAUAAGAUACCAUUGAUACAUAAAUAAUUAUGUAUGUAUGUGUGCGUAUACAUGUAGUAUCCAUGAGUAUAGUAUUAUACAUAGUAGUUGAGAAAAUAAUGAUAAUAUUUUAUAUUAAUUGUAAAAGGGAUGAACAGUUUCCCCAAUUAUAUAGGAACAAAACGAAGAUUGAGAGAGCAAUACCAAUGUUGUUUUGUAUACAAUUGAGGAGUUAUUGAAUGAUGACGAUGAUAAAAUGUCGUGCAGUGAGACAAUUUUCGAAUGUUAAAUUAGUGGAUGCUGAACAACAGCCAAACCACCCUUUGGAGAAUUAUAUUCCUUUAAAUCCAAGAACGGGAACUUGCACAACCAAGUAAUAUUUAUCAGUGGUAAGCACGUGCUGAUAUGAGUGAUUAAAAAUAACAUGUACUUCAGUGCACCGGGUGAAGAGUGAAAUAGACUUAUGGGUUGCGUUAAAUUGAUCGCUUAAAAUCACAGUCUCAAUGCGCAGUUUGUUAAUUUACUGAUAACUGUUUAUUUUACUCACCAAGUGUAUCGAGGAUUAUUGAAUCUCCAGGAUUUCAAGUUAGGCUAAUAAACAUAGUCCAAUGUUCCCGUUCUUGGCAUUACGGAAUAAUUCGAAGAAUUAUUGAGAAAACAUUAUCAAGUGUUUUUCAAAAAUGUAGGAACGUCCAAGAAACAUCGACGAACAUUACAUUAUACCUUAUAUAUAUAUAUAAUUAUUUUUAAAUUUCCGUCGAGUUUAUACUUCCUUUGUCAGUUGGCCUCCUUUUAUACUAUUUUAUUAUUAUUAUUACUAUUAUUAUUAUUAAUUACUAUUAUGCAUUCAUAAUAAAAACAAAAAUGAAACUAUAUGAAUAUUAAA